Copidosoma floridanum is the source of this 3561-nucleotide messenger RNA. It is a transcript of the gene DNAlig1, whose product is annotated as DNA ligase 1. Lineage: Eukaryota; Metazoa; Arthropoda; Insecta; Hymenoptera; Encyrtidae. Gene Ontology annotation, cellular component: mitochondrion; nucleus. Gene Ontology annotation, molecular function: DNA binding; DNA ligase (ATP) activity; ATP binding. The record is from RefSeq and is a predicted model, not a curated record. Gene Ontology annotation, biological process: DNA biosynthetic process; DNA recombination; Okazaki fragment processing involved in mitotic DNA replication.
GAUGUCGCAACGAAGCAUCACUUCGUUUUUUACGGUGUUAAAUCCAAAAAAAGAGUCAAAAGACGAUGAAAGUGAAAAAAAAGUCGAAACCCCAGGUAAUAAGCGCAAACGGGACAAGAGCAACGACUCGAAGAAGACGCCCACGACAAAAAAGUCACUGAACAAGACCGACAAAAAGGACAAGUCGAGCGAGCCGAGUGGUAAGCGCCGAAAAUCAACCACUGCGAAAAAGUCACCUUCUGCCAGAAAAUCCAAAGUUACGGAGAACGCUAAAAAAAAGAAGAAAAGUGAGAAGGUAUCGAAAAAGGAUGAGGAGGAAGAAGAUGAGUCCAUCAUUGAAUCUGAUUCACCGGCUAAAGACGUUGAGAAUGAGGUCACCACUGAUGAAGAAGAAGAGGAUGAAGAUGUGCCUAGGAGGAUUACCAGAGAUAAGAGGAAUAAUGGAGAGUCCGAUGCAGUUAAAAAACUAAAAGGUCUGGUUGAUUCUGAAUCUUCAGAUGAGGAGAAAGAGCAGGUCAAUGGCAAGCGUAAAAAAGAGUCAUGUAAACCUGCUGCAGCAGCAAAGAAACUUAAGGCUAAAAUUGAUAGUUCAUCCGAAGAGGAAGAGGAUAAGGAUGACUCUGAGGUUGCAGUGGAAAAUGAUGAAUGUAACGUGGAGGAAAAAGAUGACGAGGAAAGUAAAAAUAAAAAAGAAUCGAAAAAAAGUGAAAAAAUAGAGGGAGACUCCAAGAAAAAUGGAAACAAAGAAAGAGGUAAGUCAGCUGAAACUGCAUCAUCUAAAAAAUUGAAAAAGUUUGUUCGUGCCGAUUCUGAUGAAGAAGAACCCGUUGAUGAGAAAAAAAAUAAUAGUAAAAACGAGUCUGAAAACGAAUUGGACAAAAUAGAUACCAAAAAGAAAACUUUGAAGACUCCUCCUUCUAAAAAAUCUAAAAAAGUUCUCAAUACAGAAGAUAGAACUCAUAAAUCGAAGGAUGAUGAUGAGGAAAAAAAAGUCAAACCUUCACCUAAGAAUAAGAAAAAAAAAGAUGUCAAAGUAGAAGAAAAAGAGCUGGACACCAAGAAAGAAGAAAAAUCUGAAAACGACAAACAAGUAUCUGAUGAUGAAGAUGAAAUAAUCGCUACUAAUAGUAAAAAAGCAAAAAGUAUAAUUGAAGACUCUCCAGUAAAAUCAGAUGAAAUAAAAGACAAAUCUCCACAAAGUAAAAAAACAAAAGAGAACCCAAAAAAAGAAGCGAAUAAAGAGUCUCCACCUUCAAAAAAACCUGUUACUAACGGAACUGGUAUCUUUGGAAAAGCUAAGCAAGAAAACGAAAGUGUUGAUUACAACCCAGCAUCAUCUUCGUACCAUCCAAUAAAUGACGCGUUUUGGAAAGAAGGUCAAACGGUUCCCUAUAUAGCAUUAACUAGAACCUUUGAAUUGAUCGAAGAUAUAAGUGCUAGAUUAAAAAUCAUUGAAAUAUUAUCAAACUAUUUUCGUUCGGUUAUUGUUUUGAGUCCUGACGACUUCCUUCCCAGUAUCUACUUGUGUCUUAAUCAACUUGCACCUACUUAUGAAGGUUUGGAAUUAGGAAUUGCAGAUACCAAUUUGAUGAAGGCGAUUGCUAGCUCAACUGGCAGAACACUUGCUCAAAUUAAAGCUGAGUUUCAAAAAGUUGGUGAUCUAGGUCUCAUAGCAGAAGGAAGUCGCUCCAAUCAAAAAAUGAUGUUUCAACCUCCACCACUUACAGUUAGCAAUGUUUUCUCAAAGUUAAAGGAAAUAGCUUCAACGACGGGAACAUCUUCGGGAAUGAAAAAAGUCGACAAGAUACAGUCCCUGUUUGUCGCUUGUCGUCAUACAGAAGCUAGGUACCUUAUAAGAUCUUUGGCAGGAAAGCUCAGGAUAGGUUUAGCUGAACAGUCCGUCUUACAAGCUAUAGCCCUUGCAUGUGCAAUGACUCCUCCAGAACAAAAACGCCCGUUUGAAGUUUUGAAUGCCUCCAAGGGUAUUUCCAGUGACACAUUCAAACAAAAAUACGAUGAACUGGCACUGAUUCUCAAAACCACGUAUUGUCAGUGUCCAAACUACAAUAAAAUCAUUCCAGUCCUUUUGGAAAAAGGUGUUAAAGAAUUGCCCAAUGAAUGCAAGCUCACUCCUGGUAUACCAUUAAAGCCUAUGCUUGCCCAUCCGACAAAAGGAAUCCAAGAAGUAUUAACUCGAUUUGAAGGGUUAAAGUUUACGUGUGAGUACAAGUAUGAUGGCGAGCGAGCACAAAUUCACCUCCUUGAGGACGGCUCAGUGAAAAUAUAUAGUAGAAACCAGGAAGACAACACGAGCAAAUAUCCUGACAUAAUCAAACGAAUACCUAACACGCAAGGUGCUGAAGUCAAGAGCUGUGUUCUUGACUGCGAAGCUGUUGCUUGGGACAAGGAAAAAAAACAGAUUCUUCCAUUCCAAGUGCUAAGUACGCGAAAACGUAAGGACGCAAACGAAGCUGAAAUAAAAGUACAAGUGUGCGUUUUCAUAUUUGAUUUAUUGUAUUUCAAUGGUACGGCUAUGGUUGAGGAGCCAUUUAAGAAACGUCGUGAAGUACUCAAGGCAAAUUUUAAAGAAGUCGAGGGUGAAUGGGCUUUCGCCAAAAGUUUGGACGCUAACACGAUGGACGAGGUACAAGAUUUUCUAGAUGAGUCGAUCAAGAAUCAGUGCGAAGGUCUAAUGAUCAAGACUCUAGAAAAAGAAGCUACAUACGAGAUAGCCAAGCGCUCGCGUAAUUGGCUUAAACUGAAAAAGGACUAUCUAGAAGGUGUUGGAGAUACCUUAGACCUCGUAGUAAUUGGUGGUUACAUAGGCAAAGGCAAACGUACCGGUACUUACGGCGGCUUUUUGCUGGCUUGUUACGAUCAAGAAAAUGAGGAGUACCAGAGCAUAUGCAAGAUCGGUACUGGCUUCAGCGAAGAAGACUUGGCCAAGCAUACUGAGGCUCUCAAGGAGUGUGUCAUUGAGCAGGCCAAAUCUUAUUACCGCUAUGACUCUAGUCUCGAGCCCGAUCAUUGGUUCGAAGCGAAGCUCGUCUGGGAGGUCAAGUGCGCUGAUUUGUCUCUCUCACCUGUACAUGGAGCAGCAAAAGGCAUAGUUGAUCCCGAAAAAGGCAUAUCGCUGCGUUUUCCGAGGUUUAUUCGUAUCAGAGACGAUAAAAAUUGUGAAAACGCUACUAACGCUCAACAGAUUGCUGACAUGUACUUGAACCAAGAGCAGAUCAAGAGUCAAUCAUCGUCAUCAACGGCUGCAACAGCUGAAGAAGAUUUUUACUAGGAUAUUCUUCAUUUAAUUUUUGAUUACUUAUUUAAAUAAAUUGAAAAUAUCAAACUUUUGUAACUAUAUAGUUAUAUAAUGUUGGUCUUUACAUGUAAAAAUUUUAUUAUACCUACAACAUGUAAAGUCAUGAAAAUGAAAAUACUUUUUUUAUUUAAAGUAUUUUUGUAGUCGUUGAAAAGAAGUGUACAUAUUUGCAAUAAAUUUUUAAAUGAACGAUAAAUUUACAUGUUUAAACUGCAUUCUUGACUUCAUCAAUAGAAACUUCAGUU